GCCGACUCUCAAAGCCAACUGCGCAUAACAAAGGCGAACCUUGUGCGAGAAAGUUGUCAGUGUCGUGGGACGCGGAUCGCCAUUUGAUAGCGAAUUGGCAUUAAGUGCUUCCAUUGGCGAAAUCGGUUUAACGCGAGUGCCAUGCCAAAUCCCAGCAAGCCCAACGGCGCUAAUCAGUCGACAAACAUUUUGAAUACCUGAAAACCCGAUCCCACCUGGAGCCAGCCCAACAACCAGCAAAGAAUCCAGCACAGAUCCAGCUCCAGAUCGAGAUCCAGGGAGUAUGCUAUUCUCCGCGGUGGUGUUGUGCCAGGUGGAGCGGCUCAUGUGCCUGCCCAUCAGCUUCGCGGUGCUUGGCUUCCUAUUCAUGGCCUGCACCAUGGAGGUGGUGCUGCUCAAGCUGACUUCCACCGAUCCGGUCCUCGGACCUCCCGCCGAGGAUUGGGAGGAGAACGGAGGGCCAGAUGGGGAGGAGCAGAUCUACUACGAGAAUUUGGAGAACAACUAUGAGCACUGGGCGCGGAGAAGGAUGCGAUUCCAUCGACAGCGACAGCAGCAACAGCAGCAGCAGCAUCAUUUGCCCACUUCGACUUAGGCUAGAAUAUAUGUAUAUUUAAAUUAGAUUGGUUUAAGCGGGUAUAUUGACUGAUCUUCUCCUACACCUUUUGUUUUCCACUAUUUCCUACGGUCUAUGCAAGUUAUUUGAAUCUUUCGCAAGCGUAAUGUUUUUGAAGGCUGUUAACGGUUGACUUUUUCCUUAAGUAAUAUUUGUUUGUUUGUAAGCGAAAUUGCGAAUUUUGCCAUUUGAAUAAGUUGAGCAGCAAUCCGCUGGCCGAUUACUGAUUUCGAGCACGUACAAGACACCCAGGAAUUCCCUUCUUCUCUCUUGUGUAAGAACUGUAAGUGACUGACAUAAUCCGAAUACCUAUCGAGGCAGUGCGUCUCUUAGAUUGUAAGAUGUGUGAUAGAGCUACAUGUAUACUUUAAGCCGCGCCAUUUCGCCUAAGUUGAUUAAACUCGGCUUUAAAACCCCA
Molecule: messenger RNA, 1034 nt
Organism: Drosophila yakuba
Lineage: Eukaryota; Metazoa; Arthropoda; Insecta; Diptera; Drosophilidae
Exons: 1
Coding region: 284-595 (103 amino acids)
Source: RefSeq, a predicted model, not a curated record